Messenger RNA from Ricinus communis (castor bean), 3524 nucleotides. RefSeq names its product probable starch synthase 4, chloroplastic/amyloplastic. NCBI's taxonomy places the organism in Eukaryota, Viridiplantae, Streptophyta, Magnoliopsida, Malpighiales, Euphorbiaceae. The transcript is spliced from 17 exons. The record is from RefSeq and is a predicted model, not a curated record. Bases 104 to 3223 code for a protein of 1039 amino acids. Gene Ontology annotation, molecular function: alpha-1,4-glucan glucosyltransferase (UDP-glucose donor) activity.
AAACUUUCCUUUGAACCAAAGGGAUUCGGGAAAAAGAAAAUCUAAAUUAUUAGUUACUCAUAAUAUAUAAACACAAAGCACUUUCUUCCCUUCUGAAUCAACAAUGGCGACGAAACCAGCGUCGUGGUUUCUAAGCCAGGGUUACACAGUUUUUAAUUGUAACCAUAACAAUCAUUAUCAUCAUAAUCAUAAUAAACAAACAAAUGUACGAUUCUUUUUGCCUCCUCAUCGAUUGCUUCCAACUUCUUGCAAAAUGCGACAACGUAAUUUGAGUAGCUCGCAGAAUAAGAGACAGCAAGUGAAAAAAGCUUCACCUGAAAUUCCUCCUACUGGUGGUGAUUUUGAAUCGAGCAGUGGUGAUGAUAUAGAUGAUUCGGAGGUUGCACUUAGUAGUUUAGAUGUGAAGAGUGUUCACUAUACGAGCGCGAAAGAUGAAAAAAGUAAUACUAAUGCGGAACAUGCCCAACUUGGUGAUGCUAAAGAUUUGGAUAAUCUUACUCAAGAAAUGAAAUCUUUGGGAAUAUAUGGAGGAGAGGAGCUUUCAAGUAUCCCUGAUGAAAUAAAAUCUUCGGGAUUAAAAAUAGAUGGUGGAGAGCAACUUUCAAGAGUUCAACUUGAGGAUUUGAUAGGCAUGAUAAGAAAUGCAGAGAAAAAUAUCCUGCUUCUCAAUCAAGCUCGGGUUAAUGCACUUGAGGAUCUUCAAAGAAUUCUAGCUGAGAAGGAAAUAUUGCAAGGGGAAAUUAAUAUUUUGGAAAUGAGAUUGGCAGAAACUGAUGCGAGGAUGAAGGUUGCUGCCCAAGAAAAGAUACAUGUGGACCUCAUGGAAGACCAGUUAGAGAAAUUAAGAAAUGAAUUGGCUUACAGGAGUGAGAACCAGAGCAGACUUUUGAAUGAGGAUGUCCCUCUGCUUCAGGACACUACUCUUCAUUCCCUCAGUGAGGAGCUUAAUUCAUUGCGGGAAGAGAAUACUUCACUGAAAAAUGAUAUAGAAGCGCUUAAGUUGGAGCUUAGUAAUGUUAAGGAUACAGAUGAGCGUGUUAUGGCACGAGAGAAUGAACGUAUGCUAUUGGAGUCUUCUCUCAAAGACUUGGAGUCUAAACUGUUAGCUUCUCAGGAAGAUGUUUCAAAGCUAUCAAUCCUGAAAGUUGAAUGCAAAGACUUGUGGGAAAAGGUGGAGACUUUACAAGCAUUACUAGACAAGGCAACGAAACAAGCAGAUCAGGCUAUUCUAGUGUUACAACAAAACCAGGAGCUCCGGAAGAAAGUUGAUAAAUUGGAAGAGUCCUUGGAAGAAGCAAAUGCCUAUAAGCUAUCGUCAGAAAAAUUGCAGCAAUAUAAUGAAUUCAUGCAGCAAAAGAUGAAGUUAUUGGAGGAACGUCUUCAAAGGUCUGAUGAAGAAAUAAAUUCUUAUGUUAGCUUAUAUCAAGAAUCUGUGCAAGAAUUUCAAGAUAUGCUUAAUAUUGUAAAAGAAGAAAGCAAGAAAAAGGCACUAGAUGAACCUGUAAAUGAUAUGCCGUGGGAAUUUUGGAGCCAUUUAUUGCUUAUGAUUGAUGGCUGGCUGCUUGAAAAGAAAAUAUCAGCAGAUGAUGCAAAGAUGUUACGAGAUAUGGUUCAGAAAAGAGAUAGGCGUAUUCAUGACACAUAUUUUGAGUGCAGACAAAAAAAUGAGAAUGAAGCUAUAUCUAUGUUUCUCAAGCUGACAUCAUCACCAAGCAGUCCAGGAUUGCAUGUCAUUCAUAUUGCAGCAGAGAUGGCACCAGUUGCUAAGGUUGGUGGUUUGGGAGAUGUUGUGGCUGGUCUUGGCAAAGCACUGCAAAAGAGAGGACACCUUGUGGAAAUCAUUCUGCCUAAAUAUGAUUGCAUGCAAUAUAAUGGUAUUGGUAACUUAAGGGCCCUGGAUGUGACUGUGGAAUCAUAUUUUGAUGGCAAAUUAUACAAAAACAAAAUAUGGGUUGGCACUAUUGAAGGUCUUCCUGUUUAUUUUAUUGAGCCUCAUCAUCCUGACAAGUUCUUUUGGAGAGGGCAAUUUUAUGGAGAGCAUGAUGAUUUCAAACGCUUUUCAUUUUUCAGCCGUGCUGCACUUGAGUUGCUUCAUCAAUCUGGCAAAAAACCAGACAUAAUACACUCCCAUGACUGGCAGACGGCUUUUGUUGCACCUCUAUAUUGGGAUCUAUAUGCCCCCAAAGGAUUAAAUUCAGCUAGAAUAUGUUUUACAUGCCACAACUUUGAGUACCAAGGGACUGCCCCUGCAUCAGAAUUGGCAUCUUGUGGCCUUGAUGUCCAUCAUCUAAAUAGACCAGAUAGAAUGCAGGAUAAUUUGGCACAUGAUAGAAUCAAUCCUGUCAAGGGUGCGGUGGUGUUCUCAAACAUUGUGACAACAGUAUCGCCCACCUAUGCACAAGAGGUGCGGACUGCUGAGGGAGGAAGGGGUCUCCAUUCAACUCUUAAUUUUCACGCGAAGAAGUUCAUUGGCAUUCUUAAUGGAAUCGAUACUGAUUCGUGGAAUCCUGCGACUGAUACUUGUCUCAAAGUUCAGUACAGUGCUAAUGAUCUUCAGGCGAAGGCAGAAAACAAAUUAGCUACGAGAAGGCUUCUUGGGCUGUCCACUGCAGAUGCUAGGCAGCCAUUGGUAGGCUGCAUAACCAGAUUGGUGCCACAGAAAGGUGUACAUCUUAUUAGACAUGCAAUAUACCGAACAGUGGAGUUGGGAGGUCAGUUUAUACUUCUUGGCUCAAGUCCAGUUGCACACAUUCAGAGGGAAUUUGAGGGUAUAGCAAACCAUUUUCAGAAUCAUGAGCAUGUUCGGCUGAUAUUGAAGUAUGACGAUUCUCUUGCCCAUUCCAUUUAUGCAGCGUCUGACAUGUUUAUCAUCCCAUCUAUUUUUGAGCCUUGUGGCCUGACACAGAUGAUAGCUAUGAGAUAUGGUUCCAUACCAAUUGCAAGAAAAACAGGUGGUCUAAAUGACAGCGUUUUUGAUGUUGAUGAUGUUACAAUUCCACUCCAGUUUCAAAAUGGGUUUACAUUCUUGAAUCCUGAUGAACAGGGUAUAAGCGGUGCCUUAGAACGCGCAUUUAACUACUAUAGAAACAAUCCCGAGGGCUGGCAGAAGCUUGUACAGAAGGAUAUGAAUAUAGAUUUCAGUUGGGAAUCUUCAGCAGCACAGUAUGAGGAGCUCUACUCAAAGUCAGUGGCCAGAGCAAAGGCAGCAGUAAAUCGGACUUAAUUUGCCUGGUUUGUGGAUUUAAAUUUAUAGACUUGUAGGAGAGACAAUUCAGCCAGCGAAAGUACCCUUUACAUACUACUUUUGUGGAAGGUUGUAGCUGGGUGGCGAAAUUGACACGAGGGAGGUUAUAGUGGGUAGACACGAUUCUUUUGUCCAUAAGAAUACUGCUAAUAUAUGACAAUAUACGUUAGAAAGUUCACAGUUAAUGCAUACGAAAUUCUUUUUUCCCCCAUUGGUAUGUAUUCAUACUUUCCUGUUCAAUUAAUUAGUGUGGGAUAAUUACAAAUAUCCCCUUCUUUCA